CAGGCUGGGGAGGAGCAGGAACAGUCAGGACUGGAAUUUAGCUCUGUUCCAAAGCCAGCUCUUAAUUACCAACAUGGGGGUGGGGGUGGCGUGUUCCUGCCCCUCGUUUUUCUGGAGAGGGGUAACUCCCCCCAUUUUGGCCCCCGCAUCCCUGAGAACCUUGGGGUCUGGCUGUAGGAGGUGGGGGAGCUCUGGGAGGUCUGCGCUGGCUAGUUCCUGAGAUCGUUAAAAGUAGAUUCUCCUUUCGCUCCAACUUUCCCGGUGUCUCACACACUCCUGCCUUCUCCUGGGCCCACUGGGCCCACCGCCACCCAACCCGGGGACCCCCGGAGGCUCGCCAGCUCUCCAGGAUGGGAAUUUCGUGACGUUCCCUGCCUGAGCUUCCGGGAGGGCGGGGGAGUGCUCUAAGGGGCUAUCGCGCAAGUGCAGACCCUCUGCUUCUGCCGCAAACGGCGGGCCUCACCUGGACCAGGGGACUCUCCAACGAGGGGCGCUAGCCUGGCCCGACUGGGCGAAUCCCCGCGUCCGUACCCGUUCCGUCGCUCAGUUCCACGACUCGCUCCCCUGCCGCCCCGCCUGUUCGCGGGUGGGUGGGCGCUUCCCUCGGCUCCCCGUGACACUUUGCAGACGCUCCCCGGCGCCGGGCAUGGGCGCCGCCGCCGCCGUCGGUCCCCGAGUCGGAUUCCGCGCGCGGGUGGGUGAGCGCGGGGGGCCUCGGCCCCUUGGACCCCGGGCACCCGCGGGCGGGGGAUGGUGACCGUAUUUGCACCCCCGCCCUGAUGCAUUCCCCCGCUGGGAUCUUUCCACGACUGCUCCCCCUCCCACCCCCGGGACAAAGGGCGGGGGCGGCGCAUCCCCACGCGUGACCUUUCCCCGUACUGCGCACGCGCCCAGCCCCCACCACCGGGGGAGGGUCCGCACGCCCACGCGAGUGCGGGGGAGGGGUGUGGGGCCCCGGAGGUAGGGGAGGCAGCGCGCACGGGCUGGACCUCCUCCUACCCUGGGAAGUUGGGGCAGUUUCCCUCUGCACCUGCCUCUUCCUUAGGCCUGGCGGUGUCCCGCGAUGAGAGUCCUUCCCCUUCAGGCCAGGUGUCCCUGUCAGGCGACCCCUUGGGGCACCCAGCAAUUUAGGGCUUCAGCUUCCUUUUCCUUCGAUACCCAGGAGCCCACAUCCCCAGCUCACUUCUCCCCUAGGACCUCGGUGGCUGGGCCCCCUGCCCCUGACUCUGGGAACCCAGGAGUUUGAAGCUCAGGCGUGUUUUGCCUCAGUCCUGGGGUCCGGGCUCCCUCCUCCCUCAGACCAGGGAUCCAGGCCAGAAGGUCCUUCCUGUCUCAGUUCACCUCCCCUAGGAUGGACCCUCGAGUCCAUCCGCGUCCCUCCAUUUGUGGCUGCUGUUUCUGUCCAGUGCCCCUGAGGCCCUCGGCUGCUGGGGUCCGCAGGAAGCCACGCCAUGAAUGACCGGAGCAGCCGGAGGCGGACAAUGAAGGACGAUGAGACCUUCGAGAUCUCCAUCCCCUUCGACGAGGCGCCCCACCUAGACUCACAGAUCUUUUACAGUCUGAGCCCCUCUCGGGGAAACUUCGAGGAGCCUCCGGAGGCUGCGUCCCCCGCCCUGGCUUUGAUGAACAGCGUCAAGGCCCAGCUGCACAUGGCUCUGGAGAGGAACUCCUGGCUGCAGAAGCGCAUCGAGGACCUGGAGGAAGAGAGGGACUUCCUGCGGUGCCAGCUGGACAAAUUCAUCUCUUCUGCUCGGAUGGAGGCAGAGGACCACUGCCGGAUGAAGCCUGGGCCCAGGCGGAUGGAGGGGGACAGCCGGGGUGGGGCUGGGGGCGAGGCCUCGGACCCUGAGUCAGCAGCCUCCUCCCUCAGUGGAGCCUCCGAAGAAGGCAGCGCCAGCGAGAGGAGGCGGCAGAAGCAGAGGGGAGGUGCUAGUCGGAGGCGCUUUGGGAAGCCCAAGGCCCGGGAGAGGCAGCGAGUGAAGGACGCCGACGGGGUCCUCUGCCGGUACAAGAAGAUCCUGGGCACCUUCCAGAAGCUCAAGAGCAUGUCGCGGGCCUUCGAGCACCACCGCGUGGACAGGAACACCGUGGCGCUGACCACGCCCAUCGCCGAGCUGCUCAUUGUGGCCCCCGAGAAGCUGGCCGAGGUGGGCGAGUUCGACCCCUCCAAGGAGCGCCUGCUCGAGUACUCCCGUCGCUGCUUUCUGGCCCUGGACGACGAGACGCUCAAGAAGGUGCAGGCGCUCAAGAAGAGCAAGCUGCUGCUGCCCAUCACCUACCGCUUCAAGCGGUGAUCGCACCACGCCUCCGCGCCUCCGCCCGGGCCUUCCUCCCCCGCCGACCCCGGCCCUCCCCAGGCCCCCGGUGGAUGACCUGCGCCUCUCCCUGCCGCCCCCCUGCCCCUCCUCCUCGCUCCCUGGGUUGGGGGCUCCCUUAGCCUGGCCCCCAAGGGCAGGCCGCAGCCCCUUCCCGAACGCCGGCAUCCCCUUCCGCUUGGGCCGCCCAGCCCUGUCCUCGCCGGACCCCUUCCUCCUGGAAAUCAACCAGGCAGGAGGGUGCCGCCCCCCUCUCGGGUGGGGGACUGUAUAGACCCCGUCUCCGCCCCAGCCCCGCGGAGGAGCUGCCCACCUGAUUCCCGGACAGACCUCCCCAACUCCGCGCGAGACAGAGAAUUAUUCAGAGAAUUUAAAUUAAAAAACGACGUGAAAAUUUGGAAUAAA
Cercocebus atys (sooty mangabey) is the source of this 2720-nucleotide messenger RNA. It is a transcript of the gene CCDC106, whose product is annotated as coiled-coil domain containing 106. Bases 1452 to 2294 code for a protein of 280 amino acids. The record is from RefSeq and is a predicted model, not a curated record. Gene Ontology annotation, cellular component: nucleoplasm. Lineage: Eukaryota; Metazoa; Chordata; Mammalia; Primates; Cercopithecidae. The transcript has 5 exons.